Molecule: messenger RNA, 670 nt
Organism: Trachymyrmex cornetzi
Lineage: Eukaryota; Metazoa; Arthropoda; Insecta; Hymenoptera; Formicidae
Product: transcriptional regulator Myc-2
Exons: 1
Biological process (GO): regulation of DNA-templated transcription
Molecular function (GO): protein dimerization activity; DNA-binding transcription factor activity
Source: RefSeq, a predicted model, not a curated record
AAGAUGAAGAGGCAAUCAUUGAUGUUGUGUCAGUCAAAACUGGCAAAAAGCAACUAUCGUUUGCAAAGCAGAUAGCACGCUUUGAUUUGGAAUCCCAACGCAAAGAAAAAUACGAAGACUCGGACGAAGAUGCGCUCCCUGUCUCUCGCCGACCUCGUGGUAGACCACCGGGUCCCUCAAAACGAAGGGCCAAUCGAUCUGGUCCCGCUCCGAAACGUACUCGCAUUCAGAAUCAUUCAGAUCAUCAACAACCUGAACAGCCAUUCACAACAUCAUGUCAGUAUCAAAAUUCGAUGCGACAGUGCGCAUUACAGCGACAUUCAUUUGAGGAUACGGAGAAAAGGCGGCUACAUAAUAAUAUGGAGCGACAACGUCGAAUAAACAUGAAAGAAUCCUACGAACAGUUAAGAAUGCAGGUGCCAGCGGUUGCGGGCAAUGACAGAGCGUCGAAGGUGUCCAUCUUGAAGCAGGGGGCAAUGUUUAUUAAUUCACUAACCGAAAUUGGUAACACUUUGAAAACUAAUGUCACAUACCUGAGGCAGCAGAAUGAGAUGCUCAAAAGAAAACUACAGCAACAGAAACAAAUUUUCAACAACACUGUAGGCAAACUUUCAUCUUCUUCGUAGAAAAAAUUAAAAUUAAAGCAACACUGCGCAUCUAUCCGAUUCUU